Molecule: messenger RNA, 1583 nt
Organism: Nematolebias whitei (Rio pearlfish)
Lineage: Eukaryota; Metazoa; Chordata; Actinopteri; Cyprinodontiformes; Rivulidae
Gene: adpgk2
Product: ADP-dependent glucokinase 2
Exons: 7
Coding region: 15-1493 (492 amino acids)
Biological process (GO): glucose metabolic process
Cellular component (GO): endoplasmic reticulum
Molecular function (GO): ADP-specific glucokinase activity
Source: RefSeq, a predicted model, not a curated record
AGGACGGAGCGACGAUGGAAGGUGGAGGCAGGUUGCCGUGGGUGAAAUAUGGUUCUGUCGUGUCCCUGUUUGUUGUUCUGUUGGCCUUCUGGUUUCGUUCACCGCAGAAUUCGGUCCUGGAUGACCGACUGGACACCGUCCUUUCGUCUCUGCUCCGGGCCGAAAGAAAAGUCGGGAGGCUUAACUCCAGACCCAGAGUUGCGAUCGGUUUUGGAGGCUGUGUUGACCUGAUAGUCGACGGUGUGUCAUUUCUAAACAAGAUUGGCAUCUCUCACACCGACCAGCCCCUGCAUCACGACUACUUACAAAGUACUGAGCAGCUGGCUCAGAGCUUUGCCUACUUUUUUGCACCCGGAGCUGCAGCAGAGCGGUUUAUGUUAAACGAAACCCUCUUCAGUGAGCUGGUGGAGGAGGCUCGUGACUUACCUGGCAACAGGUGGUCUGUGGGCGGCAACGCUCCAGUAAUGGCCGGUCGCAUGGCAACAGAGGGAUGUGACGUGUUGUUAGGGGGAAGUUUCAGCACAGAUUUUACUGAUGUCCUGUCUCGGCACAUUACAGUGGCUGGUAGAGAGGUGGAAGAGCCAGAUAUUCAUCUGAUCCUGGAAUAUUCAUCCGGUGCUAGCUGGGGCCACUAUACUGCUCGUAGAGCCAAUAGAUACAUCAUUCACAGUGAUGACCAUAACCCCUACUUGGACUCCAUGGAAGACUUUUCAAAGAAACUCAACAACUUCAGACCUGAUCUGAUAGUGGUGGGAGGGCUACAAAUGAUGGACAACUUCCCUUUCCAGUCAGGUGAGCGGGAGGCUGUUCUCUCUCGGCUGGAAAACCUGCUGUCCUCCUCGUCACCUCAGAUCGGCAUUCAUUUUGAGAUGGCGAGUUUUGUAGAUGAGAGUAUUGUGGAAGACCUUCUGCACUAUGUCAUCCCCCACGCGGACUCUUUAGGGAUGAAUGAACAAGAACUUCCUAAUCUUCUGAGCCUACUCAAGGGCUCCAAUAUCACGGUGCUGUCAGACCCAAACCCUCGUGUGGCGACUGUCCUCGACCAGAUGAGGGAGGUUUAUCGUAUCCUGAACCAGCGCCACAAGGACGCCAGCUCAAACAGUGACUCGGGCAGUUCAAAAUCAAAGAGUAAGCCGCUUACCCGACUUCACGUCCACACGUUGGCCUUUCAGGCCAUGAUCGUGACGCACAGCUCUCAGUGGAAGAACACCAUGUCUGCCAUCGCCAAGGCCUCGCUCACAGCCAACCGUCACGUCUGCGGCUCAAAUGACAUUGACCCCAGCAAGGCGAGGCUCAUCAUGGACGACUCGUUUUCUGUUAGUCACCGUGAGGGUAGCCAGCGGAUCCCUCUGCAGGAAACCAGACCGGUCAGCUGCUGGGACGAGGACGACUACCAGAUCUGUGUAGCCCCAGUGCUGGUUUGCACUGAAGUUUACCAAACCGCUGGUGGAGGGGACAACAUCUCAGCUGCCGGUCUGGUGCUGCAGAUUUAAAACGGGGAGACCAAAUAUUCUUUAUGUCUGGGGCUAACCAAUGUUGGCAAACAGUGUGACUCUGGAAAUUUGAUCUCUGUCUGAUGCACU